Messenger RNA from Durotheca rogersii, 1696 nucleotides. RefSeq lists its product as uncharacterized. The transcript has a single exon. The record is from RefSeq and is a predicted model, not a curated record. NCBI's taxonomy places the organism in Eukaryota, Fungi, Ascomycota, Sordariomycetes, Xylariales, Xylariaceae. The coding region runs from base 163 to 1206 and encodes 347 amino acids.
GGAUUAUAAAAAGGGCAGCACCCACAAGCAACACCCAACUUCAUUUUCGAAUAGGCGACAUCUAACGACUUACAUCCUAGCUAGAGAAGAACUAGUGAUAAAUACACAUCGACCACCACGCUCUCAAACGCCACCCCUCCACCAACAUCAGAAGGACACGAUAUGACAGACUCGCCAAGUAUAUUGAACCGCAAGCGCCGGGCGAUUUCCGACGCACCAGACCCCCUAGAAGCCACAACCAAGUGGCUCGACGACCUCCUAGAGCAACGGACCAGGCAAGGCUGCAGGAUUAUAAGCCCGGCGACCGAGGCAAACGUCCGGGCUAUACUAGCGAAAUUCCAGCGGGCACAAGAAGCACCAUCAGGCGAGCAACAGAACAUACUCGCGGCCGAGUCGUUGGCCAGCAUCCGCCGCGUGAUCGACCGCCGGCUAGCUAUCGACGCCAAGUACGCGGACGCGAGGCUAAAGCUGGAGAAGCUAGAGAGAGACGCAUGGCUCCUAAGGUACGGAGAUUACCACGCUGCAGCACUCGGGGCUCUCCGUGGUGAGGCUCGAAAGAUUGCACAAAAGGCCAAGCGCCACCAGAAGAAGGUGCAGAAGAAGCAAGAGGCCCUGGAGGCGCAGAUGAUUGCAGAUGGUAACUCGGCGGGCGCCAGCGUGUCGAUUGCCCCCAGCACCACGCCAACCACACAACCCGAGUCUGGCGACGAUGCAGUAUUGGUAGAGUUCCUGUCCCAGUCAUGGGCGACGAUCGACCAGACACUGGCCAGAGAGGAGGCGGACGCCGAAAAUUGUUUCGAGAGCGAACCCCCAACCCAACCUAUGACUCAACUGGUAACCAAACUUACCAAUCUCCUACCCCUCACCACGAUAUACCGGGAUGUGAGGGAGAGCAUCGCCCUGUACGCAAAGCGGAACGAGCUGGCGCACGGUCACAUCGCGAAGUUGGCUGAAUCAGGCAAGUUUUUCGAGCUCGCCGGAAAGCUCAAUGCCGACCUGAUCAACGUCAUCUGCAAGCCAGGCGUCCCAGCGGCGGAGCGUCGUUCGACCGAGAGCGCAAUAAUGGUGGUUGUCAACAAAUACUUUGAGGAAUUUAAGCGCGACCCAGAGACCAACGCCCUAUUAACCUUCAGAGUGCGGCCGACCGCUGAUAGCAAGGUCAAAAGCGGCGAUGAUAGAAGCCGUCAGAAGACACUCAGAGGCUAAUGUAGCGAGGUGAGCCGCGUUUCGAGGGCGGCUCCCACGAGCAUCGCGGGAACCUCCUAGAAAGGUCCCUUAAGGCCCUCCGAAAACAUGAGGUCGGAAGUCCGGAAUUAUGCUAGCCGCUAAGACAACGCUGCCUCACCUGGCUGCGGCAUGGUGACAACUCUCGUUGUUGCAAUUGGUUGAAAGGUAUAGGCACAAUGGAAGGCAUAGCCACCUAAGGGAGAGACAAGCUUGCGCAACACUCCAUAAGAACGAACAUUGAGGCAGGGUUGGGGGCUAGAGGCUUCUUCCACUUUGAAAUGCCACGUCAACCACCUGCUCCAGGUGCGUGGAGAAUUCCGUAGUGAGUUAUAAUAUAAUACCUACAGCCGGGUUCUGGCGCUUGGCGAUUGUAUGUUUAAACCCUCACCACUACAAGCUAGCUCACUUCUUCACGAGCCACCCCUAUACAGACUAGGCAUUUUAUAUACCUUAGUUUACAUACAAACGA